GUCUUCGUUGUCUCUGCCCGAGCAGUAGGCAGCAGCAGCAGCCAGCAGCGCAUCGUCAUUGCUCAUCGCUGGCGUCGCCGGGCGCGUGCAGCGUUAGCAGACCGGUUGAGGACAUCAUGCUCGUCACCGCCGCCAUCGUCAUCGUCGGCGUCGCCGUCACGUCGGCGUACGACCUCCACCGACCACCCCGCCAACCGUCACUCGCCAAUGACAUACGCAAAUACGUCGCCGCUCACCGCGCUUAUUACAGCAACAUCCGCGGCGCCACUGACGACGACUACAUCGGCGACAUCAGUACCCGCGGCACCGGUGCCGCUGGCGGCGAUGCCUACUACAAACAGCUGAUCGCCGACUACACGGAACUCUACAACGAGCUGUCAAACCGCAAGGUGGCGCUCUCCGACUCCCAACUCGAGGCGGCCGUCGACGACUGGCGGCAGCAGCAGCAGCGUCGCUCGCUGUUCUCCGCGGCGACGCAGACGCUGACGCUAACGCCGACGCAGAUCCGAGCGGCGAUGAACGGUAAGCGAGGGCAGCUGGAGACGAUGAGCGUCAUGGGCCGACCCGGGGCUCUCGUCUCUGAGGUGCAGUACGAUACGAAACACAGCGUCAACGCGCAGCCACAGAAGGGAGGCUGGGAGAAGCCGCAGCAGCAGCAGCAGCAACAACAAGAGAGGGAGAAGGGGAACGAGGCGGAGAAGGCGAAGGAACGCGGGGAGAAGGAGUUCAUCGGUUCAAACUCGUUCGAUUACCUCGGAAGGCCCAAUAUUAACCCGAAGAAGGGAGUAUAUGUGACGUAUCGAUAAAUAUACGUGGGUAGAUUCUGUUCUCUGUAUGUGAUCUAUAGACGGAUGGUGGGUAAUUUCCAUUCUUUGUAUAUUACCUAUAGCUGCAUGGGGAUUGGACUCUGUUCUUUGUAUAUAACCUAUAGGUAUGUAGGGGUGAACUUUGUUUGACUUUAUGUAACCUAUUAAACUCUGUUCUCUGCUCGUAACAUGUAAAUGGAUCGGAUGUUUACUCUGUUUCUCUCUAUGAAACGUAUAAAUAUGUGCGGUAAACCUGGCUCUUUUUAUGGCACGUGUAUGAUAUACAAAGGUAAACUCUGGUUUCUGUAUGUAACCUAUGGUGAGAAGCGGCAAAGACUACUACGAAACUACUUAAGGCUCAUUCGAAUAUCGAAUCGUGCAUUUCGAAUUUCGAGCGCAGCCAGCGGUACAGAAUCCAUAUUCUAACUGGUCAGCAACGUUGUAGAUAGAUGGGGUGGGUGGGGGGGGGCAUCGCUACCUCUCUCUCUCUCUGACCCGCCUCCUCUCACAUUUCUCUUUUUGUCACGCACUCACACGCUAUAUACCGCUGUCACACGGGAUUGUAAUAUUUUGUACACACGAUUAUACAUAAGCCGUUGUAAUAAACAAAUUGAAUUCGA
Priapulus caudatus is the source of this 1426-nucleotide messenger RNA. RefSeq lists its product as uncharacterized. The record is from RefSeq and is a predicted model, not a curated record. Lineage: Eukaryota; Metazoa; Priapulida; Priapulimorpha; Priapulimorphida; Priapulidae. The coding region runs from base 117 to 806 and encodes 229 amino acids. The transcript has 2 exons.